Adineta ricciae is the source of this 1806-nucleotide messenger RNA. NCBI's taxonomy places the organism in Eukaryota, Metazoa, Rotifera, Eurotatoria, Adinetida, Adinetidae. The record is from the annotation of a GenBank genome assembly.
AUGACAUCGACUGAGCAUCGAAAUAAUUUGGAGUUGCUGACAUUGAUAUGGCUCGAUUAUUUGGCUGAUGCAACACAAGAAAAUCGAGAAGUACAGGCAAGACUUCGAACAAAAAUCAAUUAUCUUCGAACAUUCGAUAAUUGCCAAGAUUGUGAACAUUAUAUUCGAAAUGUUAUUGACGAUAAACAGGAGAAAAUCGUUUUGAUUGUCAGUGGUCGAUUAGGUCCAGAUAUGACACAACGUGUACAUGAUCUCAAGCAAGUCGUGUCUAUAUAUGUCUAUUGUUUAAAUAAAGAAGCAAAUGAACAAUGGGCAAAAAAGUAUAAAAAGAUUCGCAGUGUUAUUGUACGAUUGGCUGAUUUGCUAUAUGAAAUUGAUCGCGAUCAAAAGAGUGAAGAACAAAAGUUAAAUGAAUCGAUUGAAAUAUCUACAAAUGAAGAUUACAGUUUACCAUUACUUUUACGAACGAAAUUAUCAUUGAAAGAUAGACGCGAUUUUGUCAAGUUUUGUUCAAAAGAAUAUGACGACAACGAGAGUCAAAUGGAAAAAGUCAGAGAUUACGAGCACUUAUAUUCAUCAUCCAGCGCACUCGAUUAUUUUUUCAAUGAAACACUUUUGUAUCGUUUAUUACUAAAAAGUCUUCAUACGUUCAAUAUAAAAUUACUCUAUUUUCUGAGAUUUUUCCUUCAGGACAUCGAAAAACAACUGGAAAGUCUGCCAACGAUAUCUGGAAAAGUAUAUCGUGGACAAUUAAUGACAACGGCUCAAGUGGAUUCUCUUAGUCAAACAGUCGAGAGUGAAUUCAUUCAAUUUAACACCUAUUUUAUUGCAAGUUCAAAUCAGGAACACAUUCGACAAUCGUUACAAACUGCUGCUGAUAAUUAUCUACAAAGAGUUAUCUUUGAAAUUGAUGAUAAAAAUCACGUCGGAAAACAGUAUAAACAAUUCUCUAUGUUUCCAAUUACUACUACAUUUCGCGUUACUUCCGUUCGACUCGAACAACGCAUAUGGAUUGUUCAAAUGACAGCUCAUAAUGAUAUUCACGACAGUCGAUUGAAAGAAGAAAUAGAUCCGAUUCAACUAGCUCAAUACUUUCGAGAAAUGAAUCGAUUAGAUCAAGCAGAAAUACUAUUCGAACUCAUUCAAACUCAACAUCCUUCACUAACAGCUGAAUGUUACGAUGGACUUGGCCGAAUCGCUCAAGAUAGAGGUCAUUAUGAUAUUAGUCUUAGUUUCUAUUUAAAAUCCCUGCAAACAAUCUCAUCGAAAAAUCGUACACAAUGUUUGAAUAACAUCGCAUGUGCCUAUGAUUAUUUAGAGCAAUACGGAGAAGCAAUACAGUUCUACGCUGAAGCAUUGGAUCUUAUGAAAACUGGCCUCGAACGUUCAACAUGUUUAAACAACAUGGGUGUUACAUAUGCAAAAGAGAAUGAAAUACAACAAGCAUUGGAUUGUUUUCAACGUGCAUUAACUCUUCGACGAGCAUCACUGGUAGAAAAUCAUCCCGAAAUCGGAAUUUGCUAUGCUAACCUCGGUAUGAUCUAUGUUACACGGGCACAAUAUGACGAUGCACUGGAACAUUACAAUCUAGCGUUGAGAAGUUUUUCAUCGAAUAAAUUUUGCGAUAUACCACAAGCGAUUGUCUGCCAGAAUAUGGCUUCUAUAUAUUAUCAUAAAAAUCAAAUUGAUCAAGCAUUAAAGUAUUAUCAAACUGCACAGAAGAUUUUUCGACAAUUACGGUCUGCCGAUCACCCAAAUCUUCUCUAUAUACAACAACAAAUCGAACAAAUCAUGCAGAAUAAAUAA